Molecule: messenger RNA, 1709 nt
Organism: Hydra vulgaris (swiftwater hydra)
Lineage: Eukaryota; Metazoa; Cnidaria; Hydrozoa; Anthoathecata; Hydridae
Source: RefSeq, a predicted model, not a curated record
CUCUUUUUUUUAGAUAAUGGAGGUUAUUAAAAGUAAUAUUUUAAGAACAUUGCCAAAUAUUGACAUCUGUGUUUUGAACCAGGUUGUGAAUAAUUUAUGGGAAAUAGGUGUUGAAAAUGAAACAGAUCUCUACUUGGUGAAAAUUGAUGAUUUGGUUUUGCUAAAACCCAUCUAACAACGCAAAAUCCUUGAAUCUUGGGCAAAGGAAAGCUCUGAACAAUCUCAAAAUCCUGUAGAUUUUAUUGUUGCCACACAAUGCAGCAUGCAAAUGAUGCCCACAGUUGAACUGAAAAAUAACUCAACUAAAUCGAUAAUGAAGGUUAAGCAUGUAAGUGCGGCUGAUUGGUAUUUGGCAUUUGUUUUACCUUGGGAAAAAAUGUCUAAAGAGGUACGAGAUAUAUUAGCAGCUGGAGAAAGACCUUCAACAGCAAAUCGGUGUACAAUCAUAAGGAUUAUUAUGAAUGAUAUCCUUGCUGUUUGCUCAAAGCCGUUGAAAAAACAUUUAGAUGUAAUUGCAUCUUCUAUGGUUGCCAAAUAUCCUCAAUCAUUUAAAGAUGAAUAUGGUACUACAGUAAUUGGUAGCGGUCAUGACAGUUUAACGUUACAACUAGUAAACCGUUAUGACUAUCUUCAGCGGCCAAACCGUGCGCCACCGUUACUAAAUGUUUUCAAUUUGGAAACCCAAAAUGAACAAUUACCAGUUGAUGUCAUAAAAAGAAAAACUGAUAGUUAUGGUUGCUUGAACCGAGUACCAGUUCUCAGUGUUUCAAUCAGCCCUGAUGAACUUGAUUAUUAUCUCCAACGAACUGAAAUAAAUGAAAAGAUGCUAUUGAAUGAUUUGUUGAUAAAAUUCCCCAAUUUAUUUACAGUUGAAGGUUUGCUACAUCAUUUUGAUGUUUUGAUGGGUGGAGUUAAUGCUGGUGAACUUCUGACAAAAGCUCUAGAUGAUGAAAAGUUAUAUUUAUUUUUGCGUAGUUGCGGAAUAACAGACCUUGGAGUGAAGAAGGUGAUAUUAGAUUUAGAUAAAGCAAAGCACGAAACUUUGUCAGAUUUACCUGUGGCUCCUGGUCUUGUAUAUCUUUGAUUACUUUAUUUAAUGAAAAAUUUGACACACUUUUUAUGUUUGUGGAUGUAAGUUAAAAAAAAUAAAUAAUUUAAUAAACAUUCGAUAAAAAUUUUCAAGCAAUUAAUCGUUUCACUCAUUUUAUAAUAACAUGCAAUGUAGUUACUUCAAAGUAUUUGAUAGUAAGAAAAAAAUGUUUAGGAGACAGUGGAUCAAACAAAAUUGGCACCAGGACCAAACUUUCCACAUCUACGUGUUUAUGGAAAUUCGCUAUUUACAGCAAAUCGAUUCAUGCUGGUAAUAGAUUGCAUUGUUGUGGUUGAUGGGAUGACCAAUUUUGUCAAUUCAUUUUGUUGUUUGUUUGCUAGUUUUUAUAUUUUCAAUAUACCAUAUCCAAAAGAAGCUUCUUCAAUAUUAGAAUUUUGUCAACGUGCAUUUUUUGGCAUCAAUCCGGAAAAGGGUAGCAAAUCAAGGCGAACGAAGAAAACUUCAUCAAUAAGCAAAAUUGUGCUGUCGAUACUGCAGAAGUUUGCGAAAUUUAAUGUUUGAAUUUGCCAUGUUAAAAUCCUUCAUCUAACUUUAACUCAAACAACAAUUUAUUAUGUAGUUAUUUAUAUUUGUUUGUAAAUUUUCAAAGGUUUUACAA